UCAGCUCCCUGACAGGCAACACAAGGCUCUAAUUAUAAUUCUGCUACCUGACAGGUAACACAACGCUCAUGUUUGUGUAAUUCUGCUCCCUGACAGACCAUCAAUCAUGCUUGCUGUAGCGACCAAAGCAAAAGAUGCACUGCCUGUGGUGAAACAAAUCAUCCACUCCAUCAUCGCCACCCGACCCAAAGUCCACAAGGAGCGCGUGGCCCGACUGAAGACCCGCGUCUCGGUGGUGGAGCAGCAGCUUGCGUCUGUGGGCGGUUCUGUUUCGGACUCGGCCCAUCUUCAGCAGAACCUGUCUAGACUGGAGGAGGUUCUGAGCGACAUGUUGAAGCUGUUGAGGCAGCUGGAGGAUGAGGGUUGGAUCAAGCGCAUCUUCAAAAACGUGCUGCAUCUGGACAGCAAAUUUGAGCAGCUGAACCAGCGUCUGAGUCAGGAGUCGAUGUCGCUCGUGCUCUCGCUGAACAUCGACGCCAGGGUCCUGCAGCAGACCUUCAACCAGGAGAGGAGGAGGGGGGAGGACGAGUCACAGACAUCAAGGUCCUGGAGGAGAUGAAGGAGACUCUCUUAUCAGUGAAGAAAGAAACAAAGCAGAUCAUAGACAUGAUGGAGGAGAACAAGAAUGCAGGCAGCCCCCCAAUGUCCCCUGUUGAGGUCAAAGUGGUCCUCCAGAACACACCGGGUCAGAACGAGCCUCCUCCUCCUCCUCCUCCCUACUCCCCCACUCCCAUGGUCCAACCCAUGCAGAUGCAACCAGGUCCCAUGUACCAUACACAGCCAAUACAGAUGUACUCACAGCAGGGUCCCAUGGCCCAGCAACAGGCAAUGCAGAUACAACCGCAGCAGACUCAGGUUGUUAUUUGUUCUGGGGACCUUGGUGAUGUUCCCACCAUGACGACGUGUCGGAACUGUGGAGAGAAGGUCCAAACCAGAGUGGUGUAUCACAGCGGAGCCUUCGCCUGGCUGAUAUGUGGACUCUGCCUUCUGUUUGGGCUUGUGUGUGGAUGCUGUGUCAUCCCAUUCUUCGUGGACAGCUGCAAAGACGCCCAUCACUUCUGCAGUAAAUGCAACGUCAACCUGUCCAUCCACAAGAGGAUGUAGCAUUCACACACACGCAUACACACACACACACCAUUUUGUCAAUUUAGUGAAUUUGUUGCUAUAUUUAGUGACUUUUGGCCACCCCUAUAGCAAUAACAAUAAAAAAAAUGCUUAUAUUAUACAAUAAAAAAACACAUUUGUUCAAUGUUUCAUUGUAUGAAAUAAACUGACUGUCUGAUUCA
Molecule: messenger RNA, 1286 nt
Organism: Alosa sapidissima (American shad)
Lineage: Eukaryota; Metazoa; Chordata; Actinopteri; Clupeiformes; Clupeidae
Product: lipopolysaccharide-induced tumor necrosis factor-alpha factor homolog
Exons: 9
Coding region: 556-1104 (182 amino acids)
Biological process (GO): cell surface receptor signaling pathway
Molecular function (GO): zinc ion binding
Source: RefSeq, a predicted model, not a curated record